AUUUUUCGUCAAGGAGGAUCAGCAGUCCAUUGUUAUCAGUACUCAUCGUCAGAAUUUUCCACCAGCAGGCGGCCGACAGAACAGAAGAAAGAAUCACAGAUAAAAAGAGGAAAGGAAGAAAGAACAGAAAAAGGGUAGGAAGAAGAAAAAACACAAAUCAUACACUUACUUUGCACCUCAACACCCCACCAACCCUUCGUUUAAGUUACACGAAGAUCACGUCGAGUUAUGAUCAUGGCUUCCUCUCCUGUCGUUGUAAGCUCCUCGGUUCUCGUUGAGAAGAAAGAUGUGGGCUUGUCAGCUUUCCGUUCACAGGCGGCUACAUUUGCAUUUUCUGCUCCGGCUUCCAAGAAGCGGGCCUUUGGUAAAAUAGUGUCUGUGAUGGCACCUCAGCAGUCCGAGCGUAAAACUUCGACUACUGGCGCGGUCAAGACUGGAAUGACCAUGACUGAAAAGAUACUGGCAAGGGCUUCGGAGAAAUCCCAGUUGAGCCCUGGUGAGAAUGUGUGGGUCAAUGUGGAUGUUUUAAUGACUCAUGAUGUUUGUGGCCCUGGUGCCUUUGGUAUUUUCAAGAAAGAGUUUGGAGAAAAUGCAAAGGUCUGGGACCGUGAAAAACUUGUAGUCAUUCCGGAGCAUUAUAUAUUCACAACUGAUGAACGAGCAAAUCGCAAUGUGGACAUCUUGAGGGAUUUCUGUACUGAACAAAAUAUUAAGUACUUCUAUGACAUUAAAGAUCUUGGGAACUUCAGGGCCAAUCCAGAUUACAAAGGUGUGUGCCAUGUGGCUCUUGCUCAAGAAGGUCAUUGCAGACCUGGAGAGGUCUUGCUAGGUACAGAUUCACACACAUGUACUGCUGGAGCAUUUGGUCAAUUUGCUACAGGAAUUGGAAUUACUGAUGCAGGUUUCGUACUGGGUACUGGAAAGCUUUUACUUAAGGUGCCUCCAACUUUGAAAUUUGUGAUGGACGGUGAAAUGCCUGAUUAUUUGCUUGCAAAAGAUUUGAUUUUGCAAAUUAUUGGUGAAAUUUCAGUUGCUGGUGCAACAUAUAAAUCAAUGGAAUUUGUCGGCUCUACUGUAGAAAGUUUGACAAUGGAGGAAAGAAUGACAUUAUGCAACAUGGUUGUUGAAGCUGGGGGAAAGAAUGGUGUUAUCCCUGCUGAUAGUACCACUUAUAAGUAUCUUCAGGACAAGACAUCCGUGUCCUACGAACCAGUUUAUAGUGAUGGACAAGCAAGAUUUCUAUCUGAGUACAGAUUUGAUGUCUCAAAGUUGGAGCCCUUGGUGGCUAAGCCGCAUUCUCCCGAUAAUCGAGCUUUAGCCAGAGAAUGCAAAGAUGUGAAAAUUGACCGAGUGUAUAUUGGAUCCUGCACUGGUGGAAAAACAGAGGAUUUCAUGGCUGCUGCCAAAGUUUUUCUUGCUUCGGGGAAAAAGGUGAAAGUCCCAACAUUCCUUGUUCCUGCUACACAAAAGGUGUGGAUGGAUAUAUAUAGCAUUCCAGUCCCGGGUUCUGGUGGAAAAACUUGCUCACAGAUUUUUGAGGAAGCUGGUUGUGAUACACCAGCGAGCCCGAAUUGCGGUGCUUGUUUAGGAGGACCAAGAGACACUUAUGCUCGCAUGAAUGAACCUCAGGUCUGUGUUUCAACCACAAAUCGCAACUUCCCUGGUCGUAUGGGCCACAAAGAAGGGCAGAUCUAUUUAGCUUCUCCAUACACAGCUGCAGCAUCUGCAUUAACCGGGUUUGUCACUGAUCCUAGGGAGUUUUUGCAGUAAGUUUUUCGCCAGCGAAUGUGGUGAUUGUGUAUGCUACUUCUUGAAUAUAUGUCGUGAUUCUGGAGUUGACGAACCCACUUUCUGAUGUUCACUGAUGCAUAUUUAUGUUAUCGUCUGUUAGAACUUUUCACCUCAGAAAAACAACCGACUUCCUUCCGGAUUUGUAAUAAUAUUACAGUAGAGGAUACCAAUGAAAUAAUGAACUAGUACAUGUUCAUCAUUGAGGAAGAGAGUUGCUUCAUUCUCAUUUGUGCUAAAUUAGUAAACAUUUUUCAUCAAUCUCAGAUUCCCUCAUGUAGUUUUCA
Sesamum indicum (sesame) is the source of this 2075-nucleotide messenger RNA. RefSeq names its product 3-isopropylmalate dehydratase large subunit, chloroplastic. Lineage: Eukaryota; Viridiplantae; Streptophyta; Magnoliopsida; Lamiales; Pedaliaceae. Gene Ontology annotation, molecular function: 3-isopropylmalate dehydratase activity; 4 iron, 4 sulfur cluster binding. The record is from RefSeq and is a predicted model, not a curated record. Gene Ontology annotation, biological process: amino acid biosynthetic process.